Messenger RNA from Bactrocera latifrons, 9112 nucleotides. RefSeq names its product protein outspread (gene osp). Gene Ontology annotation, molecular function: actin filament binding. NCBI's taxonomy places the organism in Eukaryota, Metazoa, Arthropoda, Insecta, Diptera, Tephritidae. The transcript is spliced from 13 exons. Gene Ontology annotation, cellular component: actin cytoskeleton. Bases 594 to 8819 code for a protein of 2741 amino acids. The record is from RefSeq and is a predicted model, not a curated record. Gene Ontology annotation, biological process: actin filament organization.
UCUGAAUGGGUACGUGUACGUGUCGCGCACGCAUAAAUCGAAUGUACAACAAACGAUUAAUGCAAGAAGUUUACUAAAUAUUGUAAAUAAAUUUAAGAAACAGGUCACUCAAAACAAGAAUUGCAGUACAAAUUUAGAGUGCAACGAAAAGCACUGCAUUCUCAAGUGAUCAAUGCCUUAAAAUGUAUCUUUCGGAUUACUAAAUAAAUGCCAAAUUGCAAUGCGCGAACUGUUGUGAAGUGAGAAGUGAAGCGAAAAGUAAAUACGCGAGUGCGAAAAUGGGCACGAAAUAAAUGUUGUAGUACACAACAACAACAAUAGCUAUGGUAUAAAGUAAAAAACCACAUCAAUAAAUAGCUAAAGUAAAUCGGUAAAAAGAAUGCAAAUCCGAUGAUAAAGUUACAAUAUAUAUAACAUAAAUUUCAGCAAACAAAAACAAAAAAAGUUUAUUACAUCAUCUACAUUGCAAGAAAUAAAUAGAAGCCAACACAUAUUCAUAUAUUGCAUGUACAUAUAUGUUGCAAUAAAACUCAACUAUAACAACAAGAAAUAUCAGCAAUAAAAAUAGCUACACUUACAACAACAGCGCAAAAAUGUCGACAACACGCACCUCGGACUGUCGUAAAUUUUCACCAAAUAUCUUCAAUAAAAGCAAAUGCAGUCACUGUUUUCGUCAGCGCGAGGAACAUAGCGCCGCCGCCUUGGAAUGUAAUCGGCCGGUAACACCGCCUGCAUCACGCAAGGUUUCAAAAUGCGGUUACCUCUUCGUAGCACCCGAUUGGGACUUUAGCAAUCCGUUGUACAGAACGAAGAGAUGGCAACGGCGAUGGUUUGUUUUAUAUGAUGACGGUGAACUCACAUAUUCGGUGGAUGAGCAUCCCGAAACUGUGCCACAAGCAUGCAUCGAUAUGACCAAAGUGCUCGAAGUCGCCAUGGCGGAAGAUGUGACGGGCCAUACCAAUUCGAUUGCCAUCACCGCCCCCGAUCGGGUCACAUUCGUGAAGGGCACAUGCCCUGAAGAAUCCAAAUGGUGGCUAAAUAUACUGGCCGCAUUUCCAAAAUCUAAAGGACGCCACAAACGCAAUGCCACAUUUCCAGGCGGUCAGGCGACUACUACGAUUUUACAGCAAAUGAAUACAGAUGCAUAUAAUGCUGCUGCCGCAGGCGUACCGACACGCAAUCGUCAUAAUUCAUACCACAAGGAUGCAUUGAUGUCCGUGCAAUCGACCAGCGUGCUAAUUGGCAGUGGCGGCAAUAAUGUUACGCAGCGUAAUGCUAAUGCCGUGACGACAGCGGCAACAACGGCGUCGUCGGCGAAGCGCACCAGUGACUAUCGUAAUGCUUCAGACGAUGAGGUAGAUGUGGACGAUGAUGAUGAUGAUGAAGAUGAUGGAGUUGAGACCGGCGAAGAUGAAGAGGAAGAGGACGCGCAUGUUGGUGUGCGUGGCGCUGACGAAAUAGACAACGGCAAAAAGGAAUCGUUGCUAGAUGACAAAAGUCGUGGUGAUAUUCAAGAUACUAACAGCAAAGUAUCAUCAUCAUGUCUACUCAUCGAGGAUAUCCGACGGGACGAAAAGACGUACAAAGACAUUGCCAACACAAUAACAAAUCUAAGUCAACAGAAAAAUCGCUGGUCCAAUACAACUGUCAAUAAUGUACUCAAUAGUCAUCUGCAUCAUACAGCGGCGGCGGCGGCGGAGAAAAAUUCGCGUGAUGAAACCGAUUACCAUCGACCAACGAGCAAACAACAAUUACAGCAUCAGCAGCAGCAGCAACAGCAACAGAAACAGAACAAUAUCUCUAGUUUGAGACCAAAGUCAUUACCAUUGGCAGCGAAUUCGACGCCUGCCAUUGUUUCGGCCAUAGUCAAGAAGAUACCGCCAGUUCUAUCGACAUCCAACAGCAACGGCAACAAUAACAAUAAUAUGAAUACUAAUAACAAUAUUACAGCAUCAACAAAUGAUGGCAGCAAUAAGAACAACAAUAGUACAAAUGAAAUUGGAAAGGGGGUUGUUGGCGGUAUUGGUCUGGGCAGUAAUAAGUGCAAAUCUAGUCCACGAUUGCAAUUACAAUUGAAAAAUCUACAACAGAAACAUGAAAGCAAUCAGCACCGGCAGCAACAACACUUGCAACCAUCUAAACAACAGCAGAGGCAACAACAGGCGCACGAAAGAGGCGAUCCGGAUGGCGGCUGUAAUCUUGACGAUCUUUCCACCAACUACCUGGCCAAGACGGCAGAGUUACGUGUCAAUCCGCCUGCUGAGGAGUCACUCAACACCAAAAAGGGCUGGUUAAUGAAGCAAGAUAACCGCACCGGCGACUGGACGAAGCAUUGGUUUUCACUGAGCGGUGCGGCACUCUUCUAUUAUCGUGACCCGGUGUCAGAGGAACGUGGCGUGCUAGAUGGCGUGUUGGAUGUUAAUAGUCUAACCAAUGUAGCGGAAGUUAGUGCCAGUAAGAGUUAUGCCUUCCAGCUGACAUCCUGGGAUCAACGGCGUCUCAUUUUGGCAAGUCUUUCGCCCAGCUCACGCAAUAGUUGGAUUGCCAUAUUACGAAAUAUUGCCGGUUUGCCCGCCCUGCUAUCGACCAACAACAAUACGAACAACAGUAGCCAGCCGCUAACAGAUGCUGAUGUGCCACCAACAGUGGAAUUGCUUAUCAAAGAUGGCGUCGUAACACCAAAUAUUAAAAGUGAAAUUGAGAAAGAUUUUAUUAAGGCCCAACGCAAUCACGAAUUGCACAAAAAACCGCCAGCAGCUCCAAAGCAUAAUCAUCAACAUCUGAGUGAAUCUAGUCCGCCCGCUACACAACAGGUUGGUUUGCAAUCCAACAACAGCACUUUAACUAAACCUCUGGUUUCCACAACUGUCUCUACACCAAAACCCACACAUUUCUCUUCAGACGAGGAGUAUCGUACCGCCUCUGAGGGCGGCCGACGAGACAGUGUUGACUGGGGUUCUCCGCUUUCACCUUCUCCGCCAAUUACAACUUCGAUUUUACGAAAUCGCGAUCGUUUAUAUGCUCGUGCAGCAGCUUCAACGGAUGCAAGGUCACACAAGCGUAGUCAUUCUUCGCCACCGACGUCUCGUCGUAGUACUGUGGAUAGCGUUGGUUCGGAUGAGCUUUCGCCACCACCUGUAAUGCAUCCUGUACAGGAGGAACUAAGCAUUGAUAAAGAAUUACAAUUCCGCCUCAGCGUAGCGGAGAAAGAGCGCAAUAUGCUGCGCGAUGAAGCCAAAGAACGGGAGACGCGCAUGUCUGAAUUGUUAACUACACUGGAACGCACAGAGCAACAGCUGAAUGCGCGCUUGCAUGAGAUGGAGUUGGUACGUGAUAAUCUAACCGCGCAGCUGGAAGAGACAAAACGCAAUGCCGAGGAUAUUGUCGAUCGGUUGACGGACGAGUUGGAGGAGAGUCAAAAGAAGAUAAAAGAUCUUGAAGAUCGGCUAGCGCGUGGAAUUGACGAAAAUGAAGCGCUCUACAAGCGUGUACACGAAUUGGAAGGUAGCAGUUUGAAUAGCUUCAGCCAGCUGAACCGGGGAAAACUUAAGCGCAUGGACUCGUUGAGUGACCUCACCCAGAUCGGUGAUAUUGAUCCAUUUGCAUUAGAGCGCGAUCCCCUUGCUGAUGAGUAUAAUGAAUUGCGUACUCGUUUUGAGAAGGCUGUUAACGAGAUUAAGGCAAUGAAGCGUGAACUGAAGGAGUCACAAAAUCAAUUUGAUUCGUUGGAAAUAUCGUAUGCAGCGCUUAAGCAAGAUCUUGAACGCAAGGAGAUUGAAGAUCGUGCACAAGUGCAGAUGAUGGCGGCACGUAUACAGGAUUUAACAUUAAAGUACAGCGGCUCGGAGCGCCAAGUGCGUACGCUAAAACAAAAGAUGGCUAAGUCAGAGCGUAGAAGAUCACUUUCACUCAAAGGUAAAGAGCAGUUAAGUAUACCCAAAGAAUUAGAAAUAAAAGUAUGCGAGUUGGAGGCGAAAAUCGAUGAAAUAGAAAAGCUGAAUGGUGUGAACUCAGAGCCAAUUCGUACAGUUUGCAAAAAAUCUUCAAGAAGACGUUCACUUGAGAGUAACGCUAGCAAUAGCGAUCCUCUUCAGUUCAUGUUACGGCUGAAUGAUUUAGAAAAACGUUUAGAUGAUACGUCAGCUGCAGGUUCCAUUAGUUCUACCUCUACGCCCACACCCUCAUGUAAUACUCCAACUAUUGAAAAUUCAACAUUGAACUCUGCUAAAAUUUCUGAGCAUUUACUCGAUCGACUGCGUUGUCUUGAAAGUGUUUUGGUAACAAGUCGAGAUCGCCUAGAAAAAAGCCUGCAUCAGUUACAAAACCUACGCUCUUCCCAUAGCCGCCGCUCCGUAUCACCUAUCACCGAUCGGAAAGAUUCGUACCGUUUAGUGGAACGUUGCCUCAGCGAGGUCGUAAAAUUGAUUCGCGAAUCUUGUGAAACUUGUGUAAUCAGUGGAAGUAGUGGCGACAAAUAUGCGGUGCCUAAUGUAAUGCUGCUGCCUGAUUCGAAUCCGGUGAAGAUUGCGCUAACACAGUUAGAGUCACAGUUGCGUACCAAACUGGCAGAGCUACUCAAGCAACGUCGUGUGUUGCGUGAGCGAAACGAGCUAACUGACCGCAAGAAUAUGGAACUUUUAGCAGAGCGUGUGGCAUUUGAAAGUGUAUGCUUUGGUAAACUACGUGACUCAGUCAUGCGAGCCGAAAACCCCGAACUCUUCUGUGAAAAGCAAACACGUACGGAAGUAGCGGAGACGUCUCACCUAAUGACGAUGCUUAAAGCUAAGCUAAGUGGUAAAUGUGCGCUUAAGUCCAGUGGCACAAUCGACAUUUUGGCUGGAGUAUUGGCACGUAGACUGAUGCUAUCUAACUAUCGAAAGGUAACAACCAACAGAGAAAUGCUUGAUCCUGUCGAUAAGAAUAUCAUGGAAGACUUGCUCAGACAACAGAAUGAAAUCAAUCUUAUAGCUAAACGUUACAAAAACAAUGCCAUGGAGAAUUUAGCGAGUGGAUUAGCGGCGGAAACCUUGAGUUAUAUCUCUUCAAAUGACUUAGUGCAAGGAGCUGUACAAGAAGCUUGGCGGCAAGCGCAAGAGACGGUAAAUGCUGAACUAGUGCAAUCUGAAAUUGCGCACAUUAUGUUGCGUAAUGCGGAACGCUUUGAGCAAUCACUUACACCUUCAUUUGGUUAUACGCUCACCGCCGAGGAACGGCUUUCAUUCGAGAAAUUCGCUGAUGCUGUGCAUGAUGCAUUGCGUAAAGAGAUGGAAUUGGCUGUUGCACAGCUCACACAAUGCUACAAAGAGGCCAUACAAAAGAUGAAGCGCGGUCAAUGGCGUCUGCAAUUGGAACAGGAGCGUAAAAUAUCGGAAGGCCGGCAGUUGCUUUCCGAUUUUGCGGAUAUAAUUGCACAUAAAGCGCUAGUAGAUGCGCGUAUAACUGUUUUGCGUGGUGAAUAUGUCGAACAACAGUUGGCUAAAGAGAAUCCCGAUCAUGCACAAAAGGAAUGUCAGGGAAAUAAAAUCGGUAUUACUGCACUGCAACGAUACGAGAGUCUCUUUGAGGAACUUUCAAAUGAUUUGCAGAUCAACAACGCCGCCGAUAUACUAGCCGAUGCUGAUUUUGAAUUCAUCUAUAAGCAGCAUACAAUUGAUUUUCUGAACGAUCGACAGGUGUUAUCGGAAAUAUCUACGUUCCUCAGUCAAUUGGAGGAUUCGCUAAUAGCGUUGCAAUGUGAGGCUUCAGCCUCUACAACGUCCAUACCACGCUCAACCGUGUCUAUUGAAAGUUUACAAGAUGUUUGUCACAAAUGUGGGGAUUUACGGCAACGUGCUGAUCAACUCUGCCAGGAGAUACACCGCGCUCUCAACACACCCUGUCAGCAUUGUCGUCAAGUUCACGAGAAGCUGCUGCGAUUGCAGCAGCAGCAUGAAAACGAACUUUUGCAACUACAACAGGCUCAUGCCAAAGAUAAGAGUACAUAUAUGCAACAACUGGAGAAUCAACGUAAUGCCUUCAAACAGAUCGAGACAGAAAAGGAUGCUGUCAGUGCUGAACUGCAUUAUAGCAAUGAACUGUUGGAGCAGCGAGCAAGUGAGCUGGCAACUGUUAAUGACAAAUUGCACACCAAAGAGCAAGAGUUGCGAGGCAAACAGGACGAUCAAUUAUCCCUCUUGCAGCAACUUGAGGAGCAGACCGAGAAAGCACGAACUCACGAGGAGGAGAGCAAUGCUUUAGUGGAGAAAUGUGCUCGACAGGAUGAAGAGUAUGCGGUAUUGCUACAAGAACGUGACUAUCUACAGUCAGAACUUACUAAAGAGAAGGAACGCAGCCGCAGAUUUGAGCGCCGAUUAGAAAUGUUAGAACUGGAACACAGUAAGCAGCUGGAAUGCCUGCAAGAAACAUAUCGCGAUCAAUUGAUGGCACAUUCUCCUGACUUCAGCAAUGUAAGCACUGAUGAUGAAAGCUUCCGACAGCGAUAUCAAGCAGAAAUCGAGCAACUCAGGACUCUUUGUGAGAAAGGGCUCUCGGCUAUGGAAUCCUCACAUCGGCGAAUUGUGGCCGAUUUGGAGGAAAAACAUCGUCAAGAAAUUGAGCGUCUGCUCUUAGAAAAAGAAACCGCUUUAGCUGAGGAAACACAAGCUACCUUGGCAGCUUUGGAUGCCAUGCGGAAGGCUCAUCAGAGCGAAGUACAGCGUGAGGUGGCGCGUUUCAAACAAGAGUUCUUGAAGCAAUUCCAAAAAGGCGAACACUCCGCCUACACUGCCAAAGCGAAUGAGGAAGAACUUGAGGAAUUGCGACAGGAAAUAUUGUCAUUCUCGGAAAAGUUUUCCAUAAAAUGCGUUGAAAAUGCUUCGUUAGAAGAGAAGUUACGCAGUACAACGCAAAAGUUGAAGCAUUUACAGCAAAUGCAGCAGCUGGAGUUGAGGAAUAAACAAUUUCGGGCACAUUUAGACUCUGAAGACCCGAGAACAGCCACGAAAUUCGUGCAAGGCCUUUGCUCAGCGAAGGAUGAUGGUGUCGUAUGCGAAGACAGCGAGGCAAAAUCGCAUGCGCAUGGUGUGUUUCAUGAGCUUGCCGAUGAGCAAACGGCGAUUGUAGAAAAUGUGGUACCGGUGCCAAUGACGUCAACACAGUACACCACACCACCUACAUGUACAAUUUCACUAGAUAUUCAUGGAGCAUUGGCAACGACUAAUCCGUCAGCUUCUACUAUAGAAGCACCAACAAAAUCAGUCAACAAACAAUUAACCACGCUUGUAUCAGUUGAUAAGAAAUAUGAAAAUAUUGUUGUUGAUAAACAUAGAGAAUAUGUUAGUGAUAUUAAUCCAAAUAGUGAUAAUAAUAUUGAUGUUGGUGAUAAUGAUGAAUUGAAUGCCAUUUUCUAUACAUAUGAGCCCUGUUAUAAGCAAAACAAUUUGCACUAUUUUCAAAGUAGGCUGAGUUUUAAAGGUUUAAAAUCUUCCACGUUCGGCAAGAGAUUGAGAACAACCUCACGAAAAUGCACGACAGACGCUGCCAGCAGCAUGCAACCAAUAGCAACAUGCGCGUCAACAACAACAACGAAAUCGUCACCAGCAUCAUCCAACAGAGCGUCGUUGACUACAGCAACAACAUUUACGCCACAACAAGCAGAAAUCCGGAUUAGUGCAAGCCCCGCAAAGAGCAUGGAGACAAUUAAAAUGCUUGAGAGCAGUGUGGCUGGCCAAAACUGGCAGUUAAAGCAGCGAGUUGUGCAAAAAGAACAGGCCGCAGAUUUGCAAAAACAACAAGAACAAUACAUAAGCACUUUAAAACUAAACCAAAAGCAACAAUCUGAGCAAGAGCCGAUUAUAGAUGCGCCCUUGGCUGUUGCAGCGGACAUAUUAAUUACUUCAAAUAGUCACAAGUCAAAAGCAACAACAAAAUGUAGCAAUAUACAAGAAAUGACAAAUGCAAAACCCACAAGCAAUCCCAAUCCCUCUUCAUCAACAAUAACAUUAACACGAACAAAACCAGUGGAGCAACCAAAGAUUUCUAGUGCUAAUAAACAUAUUUAUAAUCCUAAUUAUAAUAAUAAUAAUAACAACAAUAACAAUAAUCAAAGCAAAAAUAUCCCUAAUAUUAGUAAUACUAAUAGAAAUGUUAAUACUAAAAAUAUUAUUGUUGAAAGUAGUAAUAUUAAUGUACAUAGUGUUAGUGCAAAAAAUACUAGCAGCAGCAACAAAAACAACAGCAACGGUAAGAGUUUAGUGUUUGCAACGUACGAGGAAAGCAAUAAUGCUGUCGUAAAAACACAACCAAUAAUACAGGAGUGCACUGUAACAACAACAAAAGCAGCAAAUUUAACAACAGCAACAACAACAAAAAAACCAAGAGCCCUCGGUUACAUGCACGUGGCCGAACGUAAUGCCAUCAAUUUAAAUAGUUUCACAGAUUUUGUACGCAAAACAACAACAAUUGCUAAAGAUACAACAACAAAAGAAGAAACCAAAUUUGGCCGCACUUACGCUGACUCCAAUGAAAGCAACAACGAUGAUGAUGUUGGUGAUGAUACGCCGCAACCAAAACAACAGCAGCAUGCAAUAUUUGGCAACAGCAACAACAAUACGCAAAGUGUUAGUAAAGUAUAUAAUACAACUACAGCUACAGCAGUGUUGGGUAGGCGUGCGCACGCACAGAUCCCAUUUUGUUCGCCCACUUCCGUUUCGAGCGGAAGUGAAGCUGAGCAUGCGACUAUGUCCACAACAACGAAAAUACGAACGCCAUCCAGCACCGCGACGAGAAGACCGACAAAUGCGAUUCAAAAACACUUGAGACGAUUCGAAUUGGAGAUUUAGCAAAUGGCUCAUAUUUUUUUCCUAAGCUUGCUAUGAUAUGUAAAAUACUUAUAUAUAAUUAUAAUAGAAAAUUAUUACCCGUUAUCAUACGCUGAAAUUCAAAAUAUGCCAAACUAUGAAACUAAAAAUGCCAGCUAGAAAAUAAUGCUGAUAAUUUUGAUAUUUACAAUUAUAUAUCCUACGCAAUCUAUGAAGUUAUAUACAUAGUAAGACGUAUCCGUAUUAUAAAAUAUAAACUAAAAAAUUGGAAAAAAUCUUGAAAAUUGUUUUGAACAACUGUUUUUCCCUCGUGU